Chelmon rostratus (copperband butterflyfish) is the source of this 9798-nucleotide messenger RNA. RefSeq names its product polycystic kidney disease 1 like 1. Gene Ontology annotation, biological process: detection of mechanical stimulus; kidney development. Gene Ontology annotation, molecular function: protein binding; calcium channel activity. Gene Ontology annotation, cellular component: membrane. The transcript has 56 exons. The record is from RefSeq and is a predicted model, not a curated record. NCBI's taxonomy places the organism in Eukaryota, Metazoa, Chordata, Actinopteri, Chaetodontiformes, Chaetodontidae.
AUGUUCCGCGUCUGUGUCUGCGCCUUCUUUUCACUGCACCCGUUUUUUCAUGGCUCGUCCGCGGCACCGGAUCGCGAGAAUUCACCGUGGUUCAUCGGGUUCGUCAACGCCAGCAGCGGACUUUAUGCACCCGAAGGUGGCCGUGACCUUGACCCGGUAACCUGCUCUGCACGCUGCCUGGAUGAGGGGUACCAGUUUGCAGCGUUGACCCCAGAGGGUUGUUACUGUGGCAACCAGCAACAUGGUUUGGUGGUCAGUGAGUGUUUCAACACAUCUUCUAGUGGAAGAACAAAGGAUGUCAGAGGAGGAAGUAGAGGACAAAGAGUGCAGGCUGGAAAAACUUUUGCUGUGGAAGUCUCAGGAAACCUUGCUGGAUGCCCCGGCCAGCCCACAGGGAUUGAGGGUCUGGGAGGGCAGGACCUCGCUUACGUCACAGUUGAGGUUCAGGAAACGACCCACAAAGGUCAAAGUUCACAUCAUGUCAACGUGCUGGACGACGGCUCUUUUGUUGUGUCAUCUGACUGGAUUUUGGCAACUCCAGGAAGAUACGAACUCAAUGUCAGUGCCUCCAACCCUCUCUCCACACUCCACUCCACCCUCCACCUCUCCGUCUUGCAGCCCUCACCACACAGCCUGGUGAUCUCUGUUCUCCAUGGCCCCCUGGGCGCCCCCUCCUGCGUCCCAUCCCUGCCGACAGACUCCAGCAGCAUGCGGGUCGAGGCAGCGUAUCUGGGCGACCCGGUCACGCUGCAGGCAGACAUGGCUGAUGGUCUGCCUGUGGAGUUUUCUUGGUGGUUUACUCUCAAGGAAAAGGGGGAAAACAUGGAGGGUGUAAAGACAACUUGCCCUCCCAACCCCGACUGUCUGAACGGCUCUGUGAACUGGAUCUUUGAAACAGAGGGAGUUCACGUGGUGUCAGUGAACGCCUCGGGUGCCUUUGGAUGGACCCAGGAGAUGAUUCACGUUGUGGUCGUGCGUCCUGCCGUCUCCGACCUCACAGUGAGUGUUUCAGGGAGUCAGCUGACUUCAGGGGAGGGUGUUUCUGUGGAUGUGGAGAUGUUCAACACCAUGAAGCAGCUACUUGUCCUCAACCUCACAGCAGUUUCAACACACACAGAAUUCAGCCUGGAGGUCCUUAGCCCUGCCAGCCGAAUGGGCGUCACAGCAGGAUCGAACCUGACUGUGUCCCUGCUGGUGAACGCAACACUGCUGUACAGAAACAGCAACUACACGACGGGAGAGGAGGCGACAGUGGUUUUGCUUUUCGACCACACGGGGACAGUUGUGGUUGAGCUCCGAGCUGAGAAUGGAGUGUCUUCUCAGAACAAGAGCGUGAGGGCGUGUGUUGAGGGGAACAGGAAGCCGUUGCCACAAGUCAGAGUUAAUCCAACGUGGCAACCACCUACCAGCAAAAGUCCUGUUCACAGCCCGGCUGACAAUGUGCGGAUUCAUGCAGCAAAGCAAGCUUAUCCCACAAAUACAGAUAUAACUUUGCUGGCUGUGGCUGAAGCGCCAGACCCUGUGGAGUUCCUGUGGCACUUUGGAGACUCGAGAUCAGCCAGAACCACCUCGAGGACCGUCACCAAAAGAUACCACAAAGCUGGCAGGUAUGAUGUAGUUGUGGUCAUGUCAAGAGGCCGGGCCUCCCUUACCUCUGACGUGUUCCCGCUGGUCGUCCAGAGAGCGGUGAAGCUCAACCGGCUGCUCCACCCGGCGUCUGUGCUGCAGAACCAAACGGUGACGGUGAGCUGUCGGGUCAAUGUGGGGACAGACGUCAGCUUCCUGUGGAGCUUCGGGGACGGCUCAUACAGGCUGGGACAGAGCACAGAACGGCACGUCUUCCACAGGACAGGAAAGUUCACAGUGUCAGUGACUGUGUCUAACCUGGUCAGCUCGGCCUCUCUGAGCAGUCACGUCUUCGUUGUGGACCGGCCUUGUCAGCCUCCACCAGUCAAAAACAUGGGGCCUCUCAGACUACAGGUGCGGAGAUAUGAGGUUAUCCGUCUGGGCGUGACCUAUGAGACUGAAGUCGACUGUGACCUUUCAGGAGGCCUUCGCUACACCUGGACCUUGUUUGAUUCUGCAGGAGAGGUCUUCCCAUUGCCUCUCAUAGACACACACAGACAGAGCCUCGUACUGCCCAGCCACCUCCUGCAUUAUGACACAUACACUGCUAUAGCCAGGGUUCAGGUCGUGGGCAGUGUGGUGUACAGUAACUACAGUGUGAGAGUGCAGGUGAUGCCGAGCCCUCCCGUGGUCUUCAUCCAGGGCGGCACCAACAUCUUCAUUCACAGCAGGAACGGCACCGUGGUAACGCUGGAUGGGCAGCGAUCUUACGACCCUGACUCCCCCAUGAGCCCUGUCAGCUUCAGCUGGACAUGUAAACCUGUCAGCUCCAUCACCAGCUCCUGCUUUCACCAUGACGUUCCCACGUCGUCCCCUGUGCUUGUAUUUCCUGCUAGUUUCCUAAGACACAACUUUGACCAGUUCCAGUUCACACUCACCAUCACCAGCGGUGAACGUUCAGCUUCAUCAGAGGUCUUCCUCACAUUAACAUCAAACGUGAUGGGGAAUGUGUCAGUAUACUGCCCUCAGUGCCAGGGAGACCAGGUGAACUGGGAUCAGUCUUUCUCUGUCAGCGCCUGGUGUGAGGGCUGUGAUGUUGCUCCAGAAUACAUUCAGUACACCUGGAGCCUGUACCUGGUCAAUGCAUCCUCCAAGCCUGUCAUAGAAGUGGAUCUCAGCACUCCGUCCACCAUCAUGGAGAGCCCUGCCACCUCUCCUCAUACUCCUGGGAUCUCCACCCUGCAUCCACCUGCUACAGAUGCUUCACAGUACACCUCUGCUCCUGCCUCUCUGAUUGAGAACGCCUUUGAAACUACAGCCAGAAAGCUAAAUCUGAACGCAGGCGACCACGAAACAUUAUCAGGGAAUAACAGAAAGAAGUCAGCGAUGGCUGGUUUGACAGAGCCCCAGCCCGUCUCCUCUCGAGUCCACAGAAGGACUGCAGGAUCAGGAGAGGAGCCCUUUUAUCGCUCUCUGGGGGAGUUUGACCCUCCUCAGCCUUUGUACUCCUCCACUGAAUACCAGCCACUUACCCUUGACAACAGUGGCGUCCUAUAUUCAGACCACUUUGGCCAGAGUGACGUUAUUAGUGGAUUCCCGUUUGAUUCGGACUCCUCUGCUGACUGGGAGUUUUCUUUUCCAGUCUCUGAGAGCGGAGACUCUGGAGCUCGACAAGAUUAUGAUGUUCCCUUGAUGAGUGCAGAGGAAGGAGAGCCGGGGAUUUCAGCAGGAAGACCCACAGAUGGACACAGUCCAGAGGAUGAUUCAGCGUUUGAUCCAGCAUUACAUGAAGAGGAGGGGAGCAAUCUGGUGGAUUCCAGGCCGUCUGUUCUGAUCCGGGAGCCAGUCUUGCUUGAUUUAUCUCGAGAGCCAGUAGACAGAGGCCUUUUUGAGUCCUACACUUUCACAGGAAUUUCCUCCCCUUCGCUCAGCUUCAGGCCCUUCAGUCUGAGGCCUGGGACCAGAUACAUGUUGGAGGUUGCUGCCAAAUCUCGCGGUAGUUUUCUGGGCCGGACUCAGCUAUUCUUAAAAACCAACCCUGCUCCAAAAGGCAUGACGUGCCAGGUGCAACCGAUGACAGGAGUGGAGUUGUACACACACUUCAGCAUCUUCUGCACCUCGGGGAAACAGGACUUAGUGUAUGAGUACAGCAUCCGUGUAGGAGACAGACCACCCAGGAUGCUGUAUCAAGGGAGAGACUUUCAGUACUACUUCAGCCUUCCUUCUGGUGACCCCAAAGAUGACUAUAAAGUUGCUAUUUACACAGAGAUCAGAAGCAGCAUGUAUGGGACGGCCACAAAACCCUGCCCUGUCACCGUCCGAGUCCAACCAGGCUUCCUCAGAGACGCCUCUUCUUCUUCUCAUCUUGAUCCUGAUGUGGAGCUUUCAGAGUCGGGACUGAGGAACCUGUCGGCUCUGGUGCAGCUCGGGAACAGUGUGGAGGUCCGUAACUACAUCAGCCUCCUCACAGGCAUCCUGAACAGACUCAGCCUGGACGCUGAGGCCAACGCACACGCACAGAGGCGCACACGCAAUGUGCUCAUUUAUACAGCAUGUGAGCUCGAGAGCAGAGAACAGGCAUCCAUGGUGGACAACAUCUGGAUUCUAAAAAACCUUUUGGAAGUUACAAGUCAGGUGACAUUAGCGAGCGCAAGGCGGGUGACACUUCACAUUCAGGUCAUCUUAGAGCGGUUUUCACAGUCCGGUACUCCAGGCUGGUACUAUCUGGACCAGAAGACGCUCGACACCCUGGUCGCCCUGCUCUCAUACAGCCUGCAGACUGCUGUCACUGGUCAUGACCUCACACCAGAAACGUCCAACAGUGCUGACACUAAAUGGGCAUUAGAAUCAGACUCACAUGAGGAAAACAACAGAAAUGCUGCAGCUCCUUCUAAUGGCCGCAUACCAGAGUCAUCCAGCGGAGGAUCGAUUUCAACACAGCAGACGGUGCAGCUUGUGGCUGAUAUUCUGCAGACUGCUUCAGACCUGAUGCUGAAAUACAUCUUGUUCCACAAGGCCCAGGAGUGCAGAGUCAGCACCAGUCUGAUCACCUUGUACGCUGCAUACCAAGACCAAACCUCCACGGUCAUCAGCAGCGGCUCCACCUCCUUCUACAUGCCUGCCUCCCUGAUUCAGCUUCUGUUUGAUCGUUUGAGCGGUAGAAAGACUGAGAGUGGACCAUGUGUGCUCAGCAUGCUGACUGAGCUCGCCCACAGCCCUUACGCCUGGGCCCGCUAUCCUGGAGGGGUGAGGCUGGCUGGACCAGUGGUCGACCUGAGUUUGUACGAGUGCAGCACGAGGAGGAAGAUCCCCAUUCGCUCCCUCAUUCAGCCAAUAAACAUCGAGCUGCGACGACCACCAGGAAACAGCUCUGUGCGUGAGUACGUCCUCCGGCACUGCCAGGUCAACUACCACAGCUUCAACAUUACCCAGGAGCACUUGCAGCAGGCCAUCCAGCUGAGUGUGGUGUUCAGGCCGCCACUCAACAAGGCGUUUCCCAUCAUGCUGCUCUUUAGGAUGUUUGAGAGGCCGACUCCCAGCAUGCACCUCCUGCACAGGAUUCACCACUGGGGCAGCAACACCUCACGAUUCACUCUGCCUUCAUCCUACCUCAGUGCUGCAGGGGUUGCUCACCUGGCCCUGCUGAAUGCUGAUUUUGGCAAAGCAUCAGGACUCAAGUACCUGAGUGAACAGGUCAGCUACAGUCUCGCGGUGGACAGCAGCUUGUGUUUGUCCUGGGACGGCCACCAGGGGGCGUGGACACACCAGGGCUGCACGACAUGGCAAGCAGACACAGCUGCUGCAGUCACCUGCAGGUGUCACCAGUUGAGGCCUCUGACUGUGGUGCAGCAGCAGAUCCAGAGCAGCCAUGACGCAGCCGAUCUGGACUCGUUCCUAAGUGUGUCCAGUGAUCUGACAGUGCUGGGUGUGCUGUUGCUGUGUGUGUGCCUGUACAUCCCCGGGUUGGUGGUGUGCAAGAGAGCGGAUGUCGUCUCAGAGGCGAAUUGCAGAGUCCACUACCUUUCUGACAACUCCCCCUGUGAUCCAUAUCUCUAUGCUGUUACAAUCGACACUGGUCUCUGGUCUGCAGCCUCUAUGAGUGCAAAGGUUUACGUAGUGCUGAAUGGUGAAGAUGGGGUCUCCCAGACAAAAGAGCUACAAGUACCAGGAUGCACCCUGUUCAGGAGGAACUCUCAAGACACCUUUAUAUUCAGUGCAGCAGACAGCCUAGGCCCAGUGUGGGGGGUUCACAUCUGGCAUGACAACUCCGGACCCUCCCCGAGCUGGUACCUCAAACAUGUGGAGGUGUCUGAGGUGAGCAGAGGGCAUGCAAAUGGGCGUGCUUGGCUCUUUGUGGGUCAGUGCUGGCUGGCUGUGAGCAAAGGUGACGGCCGGGUGGAGAGAACACUGCGAGUCUGUGCUCGGGGAAUAGGCUUCACUAAGAUGUUACCUCUCAAGAUGUGUGACUAUUUGGCCGACCACCACAUCUGGAUGUCGGUGCACAGCCGCCCCUGUCCAAGCUCGUUCACACACACUCAAAGACUUAGCGUCAGCCUGUUGCUGCUGUUGGGGUACGCUUGUGUCAACACAGUGAUCAUAUCACAGAUGGAUGAUCAGUUGCCCUUCGAGUUAGGGAUUGUAGAUGUAUCUGCUGUUUCUGUGAAGAUAGGAGUUUUAAGUGUGGCGGCAGUGUUGCCUGCAGCAGCAAUAAUAUCCUUCCUGUUCCGACUGCGUGAGGUUGGGCUGACAGGCUCAGGAGUCCAACAUGCAAAGGGCAGGGGGACGGAGAAGGACUUUGAAGAUGCUCUUUCAGUGACUGAGAGCACAUCAGAGCCACAUCUGUCUUGGAGCAGGUUCCAGCAGUGGGCUCAGGAAGCCUGGGGGAAGAAGCUCCAGAGCACAGACCUGCUGCCAGCGGCUGCUACGAUUGUGGAAAAUAAAAGCACAGAUAAAGAGCCUGCAAUCCAAACAGAUGUGGUAAUAAGAAAGGAGGCAGUGGAGAACCAUAUGGGACCAGCGCUUCAGAAUUUGUUGCUGAUUGCUGAGUUGAACAAUGCUGAUCGAGUGCCUCAGGGAAAAGGGUCUGACCUUUUAAGUGAAAGCAGCAGGUUUCAGGGAGCCCAGAAAGCCCUUUUGUCUGGUACGAUGGAUGUGGGUCAAGCCUUUCAGAAGGAGGAAGAUCCUCAAGGAAAAAGAGAGGAAGGCGGCCAUCAACAGGCAACAUGGGCUGGAAGGCUGAAAGGGAGAGGGCUCAGAUCAGUAUCUCGGUGGUGUCACUAUUUAGCCUGGACCCUGUGUCUGCUGUUGUCCCUCUGCUGCCUGGUGCUCUCUGCGGUGCUGGGAACAAGGUUCAGCAGCAGCCAGGUUCUGCUGUGGAUUCACUCCUUUUCCUUCUCCCUGCUGUCCUGCGUCUUCCUCAUCCAGCCAGCUGUGAUAAUUACAGUGGCAGUGUCUGUCUCCUUCUGGUACAAGAAUACAGCAAACUUUCAUAAUUUCUCCAGUAUAAGAGAGUUUGAGACAGAGACUUCACAGCUAUGGAGCCACAGUGGUGCUAAUCAGCCAGAGAGGAUAUCUGAAUUUCCCCAGGAGAGACGCCUAUCCCUCGAAAAGCUGCUUGGAGCUCGUCAGCGAGCCCGCUACCUCCGUCUUGUGCGCCCGCCGACUCCUGCAGAGCUGAGGAAAAGUCGUGGGAAGAAAAGAAGAGAGGCUCUUCUCCGUGACACCCUCAGGGAUUUGUCUGUCUGUGGCUCCAUGCUUCUCCUGAUGCUGUGUAUAAAUUAUGGCAGCUCAUUCUCUGACCACUACCGCCUAAACACAGCUGUCAGAAAACAGUUUGUAAGGUAACAUUUCAGAGAUAAUGCAUUUAUGUCCAUACAAAAGCAUGAGGACUGGUGGAAGUGGGCACAGACCAGUCUCCUUAGUUUGCUGUACAAGAAUGCCUCAGCUGCAACUGAGUCACACAUCUUGAUUGGAGAGCCAGUCCUGUGGAAGACAGAGGUGUUUCAGGACCAGCUCACUAGUGUAACUGUCGUACCAGAAUGUCUUCGCGUCUUCUUUUAUGGGAGCAGAACAUCCACUCACCCACAGUCCAGUGUCUUAGUUCCUAUGGCAACAUCUCAAAGGACAUGUGGUCACCUGGGUUGCUACUCAGGACCAAGUGCUACAGCUGGCUUUGGCAACACAAAGUCUGAUGCUGUGUCCAAACUGAGGCUCCUGCAUUCAGUUGGCUGGCUGGGCGGGCGGACAGUGGCCGUGAAGGUCCAGUUCACCUUGUUCAGCCCUGCACCCAACUUGUUCACUUGCGUGACCAUGCUCGCUGAGCGAAGCCCCACCGGCAUCCUCCUGCCCUCUGCCAAAGUCCAGUCAGUUAGGGUGUAUCGCUCUGCUGCUGUGUGGGACUAUGUUGUUAUGGUGUGCCAGCUCCUCUUCCUCCUCUUGUCUCUGCUGCAACUCUGUGAUCAAGCGCACACUGUCGGGCAGCAAGGGGUGAUGGGAUACUGGAGGACACCCUGCAACUGGCUGGAAGUCACUUCACUGACAGCAAUCCUCGUGUACUACAUUUAUUACAUCUAUCACUCCGUUAUUAUCUUGGAGGUUGUGGAGCUGCUGCAGAGGUCACAGAUCUCAGAUCACAGAGGACACGUUGAUGUCAACCUCCUGGCUACCUGGGAACAAUAUAUUCGCACUCUGCGUGGCAUUACGAUGUUCCUCCUGACCUUGAAGUGUGCAACUGUGUUGAGGGUGAACAGGAUGCUGGCCACCUCUGCUACACUCCUCACCCGCUCACUCUCCAGCCUUUUCUGGCCAACGAUUUCAGGUCUCAUCCUGAUGGUGGCGCUGUCCUGCAUGGGGAAUCUCCUGUUAGUAGAAAGCUCCUGGGGCUUCAGCUCACUUUCCCACUCCCUUCAGUCUCUGCUCCAUCACUGUGGGGGUCUCAGGGCUGUUAGAGGCCUCCACUUCUCCUGGAGUAAUUUCCUUUACCUUGGAGUUCUCUAUCUUUCCUCCAAAGCGGUGUGGACAGCAGUGGUGAUAGGUGUGCUGUCCUCGUUGGUCAGAAGUGUCAAAAGAUCUCAAAGCAGGAGCAAUUUCUUCACUGUAGCAGAGUUCAUCCGCUACAUCAGACAGAGGGCUCCUGGCUUCACCAGGCAGCGUACACAAGCAUGGACUGAAAAUCAUGUGGAAGGGAAGACUUAUUACUUUGAGGAGUUUGAAAGUUUAGUGGAUGAACUACUGUUCAGACUAAACGCCCUCUCAAACAGUCUGCACCACACUCUUCCCCCCAAAGCCCACCGCUACAGGGAGGAGGACAGUCCUGCCAUCUCACCCAUACAGAAGCCUUCCAAUGUGGCCUCACAGGACUUUUUAAGAACACAAAUGACAGAAGAGACUACAGUGAAUAAUCACACAGAUGUCAGUAGCCAUGGAGGAACCCUACCUGCAUCUCAUCAGGUACAAAACUACGUGUCCCACCCAGAGUCAGCAUCACUCAUCAGGGUUUGGACUGAAGAUCUUCUGGAAAAGCAAGCUGACCAGCGGACUGAAACGAGUAACAGUUGCAGGUUAAGUAAAAGUCAGGCUGCCCAUACAGAGGUGGUGGUGGAAGUUCUGGUCCAUGAAGAUCCUGGGAGUGCAGGGUCAACUAAACAGUAGGGUCUUUGUGGAGACGACAGCUCUGGCUUGAACACUGCAAGCAAAUAAAAAAAAAAAACAAGACUUCUGAAAGAUGUGUAUUUUGCAUUAUGGAAGGGUACUAUAUUGUACUGUAUGUCCCCAGCAUCUUAUCUCACCUGCUUAACCAGUAAAUAUUAUCACCUGGAUCACAUAAGCAUCUCAAAUAGUCCCCCAAGAAUUUUUGGUACUUUAUAAAAAGGCCCAAAAACUUUAUAAGUAGUCCUUUAUGACUUUAUAAUUGAUAAAAGAACAAUUUAUUUAUUAACACAACUAAGCUUUUAUAAUGAAUAAAUAGAAAUGCAUGGUAGCCAGGUUGCAACUUGAAAAUCCAAAAGGUAUUUUCAGUGUAUUUUGAUUUAUUCAUCAAAGUUGCAUGUAUCCGUUUUGUAAAGCAUCAUUUGUUUACAAACCUUAAAAGUCAUUGGUGUCAGUUAAUUUAUCGCUUGUAAGAAUAAUGAAGUAUUGUCACAUACGGACUUUUUUAUGAUGCAAAUUUGCAAUGUAGUGUAACAUACACACUGAGCCUUAGGCUACAAAGACUGUUCAUUCAUUGUGCAUCAU